Molecule: messenger RNA, 2078 nt
Organism: Pistacia vera
Lineage: Eukaryota; Viridiplantae; Streptophyta; Magnoliopsida; Sapindales; Anacardiaceae
Product: protein decapping 5
Exons: 8
Coding region: 141-1967 (608 amino acids)
Biological process (GO): P-body assembly; cytoplasmic stress granule assembly
Cellular component (GO): P-body
Molecular function (GO): mRNA binding
Source: RefSeq, a predicted model, not a curated record
AUCUUCUAUCUAUUGCCACAAACAAAGAACCGAUUAUCUCAAACUUAAAUCCCCAAACCUAAACCCUAGUUUAUCGCUGGAACCGGAGAAUAACACAAAAGAAGAACAGAGAUUGGAGUUAUAAUUGUUUGUCUCUCUUUAUGGCGACCGAUGGUUCGUCUGGUUCAAAACCGAGCUCGUCAACGGCGGAUUCAUAUAUAGGAAGCUUAAUAAGCUUGACCUCCAAGUCCGAAAUCAGAUACGAGGGCGUUCUUUACAAUAUCAACACUGAAGAGUCCAGUAUUGGCUUGAUAAACGUGCGAUCGUUUGGAACUGAAGGGAGGAAAAAAGAUGGUCCCCAAGUCCCUCCGAGUGACAAAGUUUAUGAAUACAUAUUGUUUCGUGGAAGUGACAUCAAAGAUUUACAGGUUAAAUCUUCUCCCCCUGUUCAGCCCACGCCACCUAUAAACAAUGACCCAGCUAUUAUACAGUCUCACUACCCUCGCCCGUCAACGAGCUUGCCUUCUGCUGUUAGCGGGCCUUUAACUGAUCCUAGUUCCCACAAUGCACAAUUGGGACUACCUGGCUCAAAUUUCCAAAGUGGCCUACCUCUAUAUCAACCCGGAGGGAAUGUAGGGUCAUGGGGAGCCUCACCUCCUCCUCCAACUGCAAAUGGUGCCGGGCUUGCUAUGCCGAUGUAUUGGCAGGGAUACUAUGGCCCCCCAAAUGGGCUUCCACAUUUGCACCAACAGUCUUUGCUUCGACCGCCUCCUGGGCUUUCAAUGCCUCCUUCCAUGCAACAAUCCAUGCAAUAUCCUAAUUUUAAUGCUCCCUUGCCAACUGGAGCUUCAAACUUUCCUGGAGCUUCUAAUAUGCCAGGUUCAAACAUGCCAGAAGCUUCUUAUCCAUUACUUCCUGUUAGUACUAGUUCCCUUAAUUUGAUACCCACUUCCUUACCACCAUCAACUUUGCCAUCAGCACUGCCACCAGUUCCCUCUGCUACACUAUCUUCAGAAACAUUACCUAGUUCAAUGCCUAAUAAGGGUCGUAGUUCUACUCUUCCUGCAUCUACAUUUAAUGCAAGCUUGCCGUCACUGCCGCCUCUGACUACUUCUGGAUUAGAAAUAAAUGCCAUUGUACAACCAACAUCUGACAAGCCAAAUGCAAUUAGUGUUCCAGUAUUUCCUUAUCAAAGCUCAUCGCAGUCUAUGCCCUCUAUUGUCGGGUCUUCUACUUCUAUUCUCAUGGAAACACCAGCACCUUCAUUGGUGACCCCUGGUCAGCUAUUGCAGUCACGACCAACUGCAGUCCCUCCAUCUCAAACUACAUCUUCAUCUCAGUCUGCACAAACUGCUCAUAAAGACGUGCAGGUGGUUCAAGUAUCAUCAUCAUCAGAACCAGCAGUGCCAGUUGUAACGGAAGCUCAGCCACCAAUUUUGCCAUUACCAGUACCCCCACGCGGUGUUCAAAAGCCAAAUGGAGCUCCAUUCCAAUCUCGUCAUGGUUACAGGGGCCGUGAAAGGGGAAGAGGAACUGGGAGUUCACGUCCUGUGACAAAAUUCACAGAGGAUUUUGACUUUAUGGCGAUGAAUGAGAAAUUUAAGAAGGAUGAAGUAUGGGGUCAUCUUGGUAAGGGUAACAAAUCUCACUCGAAGGACAACAAAGAAGGUGAUGGAAAAAUCAGUGAUGAAGAUGAUUUUGAAGAUGAACAGGAUGCUGGAGCACAUAAGGCUGUUUACAACAAGGAUGACUUUUUUGAUAGUAUUUCCAGUAAUGCUCGUGAUUAUGAAUCACAAAAUGGAAGGACUAGAUUUUCCGAGCAAAUGAAAAUAGACACAGAGACUUUUGGUGAUUUCUCGAGGUAUCGAGGUGGACGAGGUGGUCGUGGGCCUGGACGUGGUGGUCGUUCUCGAGGUUCUUAUUAUGGAAGGGGGUAUGGCUACAUGGGAAGGGGCCGGGGUCGUGCCAUGCCUAAUCGUGCUUCAUAGGCAGUUUGGUUUUUCAAGAUGUUAUAGUGGUUGAAUCUAAUGCCCGACUGCCUAUUGGAUAGAAAACUGAUCUCGGGCGGUUUCUAAUGUUUGUCCUUUUUUUAUUGUUCA